GCGCCCGCCCGUGGUCCCUCCGGUCCAGUCAGCGCGCCCCGCCGGCCUCCGCCGCCAGCCAUGAGCUCCACGCAGUUCAACAAGGGGCCCUCGUACGGGCUCUCGGCAGAGGUCAAGAAUCGGCUCCUGUCCAAGUACGACCCUCAGAAGGAGGUGGAGCUCCGCAGCUGGAUCGAGGAACUCACCGGCCUCUCUAUCGGCCCCGACUUCCAGAAGGGCCUGAAGGAUGGAAUUAUCUUAUGCACACUCAUGAAUAAGCUGCAGCCGGGCUCAGUCCCCAAGAUCAACCACUCCAUGCAGAACUGGCACCAGCUAGAGAACCUCUCCAACUUCAUCAAGGCCAUGGUCGGCUACGGCAUGAACCCCGUGGACCUGUUCGAGGCCAACGACCUGUUUGAGAGUGGGAACAUGACCCAGGUGCAGGUGUCUCUUCUCGCCCUGGCGGGGAAGGCCAAGACAAAGGGGCUGCAGAGCGGCGUGGACAUCGGUGUUAAAUACUCGGAGAGGCAGGAGAGGAACUUCGACGAUGCCACCAUGAAGGCGGGCCAGUGCGUCAUCGGGCUCCAGAUGGGCACCAACAAAUGUGCCAGCCAGUCGGGCAUGACGGCCUACGGGAUGAGACGCCACCUCUACGACCCCAAGAACCACAUCCUGCCACCCAUGGACCACUCCACCAUCAGCCUCCAGAUGGGCACCAACAAGUGUGCCAGCCAGGUGGGCAUGACAGCCCCAGGGACCCGGCGGCACAUCUAUGACACCAAGCUGGGCACCGACAAGUGUGACAACUCCUCCAUGUCCCUGCAGAUGGGUUACACGCAGGGCGCCAACCAGAGCGGCCAGGUCUUUGGCCUGGGCCGGCAGAUCUAUGACCCCAAGUACUGUCCGAAAGGCCCAGCGGCUGACGGGGCCCCGGCGGGUGCCAGCGACUGCCCAGGCCCUGGGGCGGCCCCUGAGUUCCCCCCCUACUACCAGGAGGGGGCAGACUACUGAGGUGCCACACGUGGCAUCUCCACACAUCAUCGCCUCGUCUGGGUUUUGGGGUUUUGUCUUGUUUUUCUAUAUGUUGGAGCGCUGCCAGCGGAGGGUCUGUGGGCGGCUUGGGGGGGAGUGGCCAGGGGUGUGGGUCCCACCCUCCCUUGGAUUCUUGCCAGAACUGAGCCACCAGGCUAGGGGGAGGGGCAAAGGUCACAUCUCACUCCACUGGGGGAGUUAGGGGAGCCGAGUUAGGGGAGCCAUCCCUGGCAGGGUACAACCAGCAGCCUGUUCCUCAGCAGGCUGGACCCUGAGCUGUGGGGGAAGGGGAACCAGCCCCCAAUGGUUUCCGGUUGCAUUCCCUCCCUUCCCUUUUCUCUGAAGAUCAGUUUGUGGUUUCUCUGACCACAGAAGCUUCAGGCAGUUUUUAAAGAAAGAAAACCACUUUUUUUUUCUUUUGCCUCCAGGAGAAUGGUGGAAGGAGGGUACUGGGAAAUGGAUCCGCUGGGAGAGGGCCAGGCCACCAACCUGGAAUCCCGACGGUCUAGAUUUCCCAGGAUCCUCAGAAUGCCAACUGUGACCUCUCCCAGGACCCCUCAGUGGGAAACUGAGGCCUAGACAGGA
Trichechus manatus latirostris (Florida manatee) is the source of this 1596-nucleotide messenger RNA. RefSeq names its product calponin 2 (gene CNN2). Gene Ontology annotation, molecular function: actin filament binding. Lineage: Eukaryota; Metazoa; Chordata; Mammalia; Sirenia; Trichechidae. The record is from RefSeq and is a predicted model, not a curated record. The coding region runs from base 61 to 990 and encodes 309 amino acids. Gene Ontology annotation, cellular component: actin cytoskeleton; focal adhesion. Gene Ontology annotation, biological process: actomyosin structure organization; actin filament organization. The transcript has 7 exons.